Molecule: messenger RNA, 2118 nt
Organism: Lactuca sativa (garden lettuce)
Lineage: Eukaryota; Viridiplantae; Streptophyta; Magnoliopsida; Asterales; Asteraceae
Product: chitin elicitor receptor kinase 1
Biological process (GO): protein phosphorylation; innate immune response
Molecular function (GO): transmembrane receptor protein kinase activity; ATP binding
Source: RefSeq, a predicted model, not a curated record
AUACAUAUCUUUCUCUCUCUACAUGCACCCAUAUCUCUUCAUUUCUCUCUUUCUUCUUUUUCUCAUGAACAAUAUAUCAAAGAGAAAGAAACGUAUAUUAGAAUUGGGAUUUUGGGUUGUUUUCUUCAUUGUAAAAAUUGAAUCCAAGUGUAGCAAUGGUUGUGAUCUUGCCUUGGCAUCAUAUUAUGUUGCACAAGGAUCAAAUCUCACUUACAUAAGCAAAAUUUUCUCUCAAACAAUCCCCGAAAUCCUUAGAUACAAUCCACAAAUCCCGGGAGGCGACAGCAUAGAAUCUGGGGCCCGAAUUAACGUCCCGUUUUCGUGUCUAUGCUUAAAUGAUGAUUUUUUAGGCCAUACUUUCAAAUACGAAACUCAAGUUGGUGAUACUUAUGGUAAAAUUGCUAGUGAAGUUUUUGCUAAUCUUACGGAUGAGUAUUGGGUCCAACGAGUGAAUUGGUUUGAAGCCGAAAAGAUACCGGACUUUGUUGAUAUUAAUGUUACAGUGAAUUGUACAUGUGGCAACAAACACGUGUCAAAGGAUUACGGGUUGUUUGCAACAUACCCGCUUCGACCCGAUGAAGAUUUGCAGUCUAUAAGUAUAGAAUCAAGUGUCCCGAUGACGUUGUUGGAGCGGUUCAACCCAAGAUCCAAUUUUAGUGCCGGGUUGGGACUAGUGUUUGUGCCGGCCAAAGAUCAAAAUGGAACUUUUCCGCCUUUGAAGACAAGGUAAACAGGUUUAUCGGGAAGUGCCACUGUCGGAGCAUCUGUUGGAGCGGUUGUCGGGGUUCUUUUGUUGGGGAUUUGCAUCUACUUUGGAUUCUACAGAAGGAAGAGGGUUGCGGAAGGAUCAUUUCUCGAAGAAAAUGCAAACGAACUUCAUCUUGCUUCGGAUAGCAAUUUGGGAAGAAGGGUGGAGUCAGGUCAUCUUAUUGGUGGUGCACCGCCAGGUGUCACCGGUAUAACGGUGGACAAGUCGGUGGAGUUCACAUACGAGGAGCUAUCCAAGGCUACCGAUGAGUUUAGCAUGGCUAAUAAGAUUGGCCAAGGUGGUUUUGGAGCUGUUUAUUAUGGAGAGCUUCGUGGCGAGAAAGCAGCAAUAAAGAAAAUGGAUAUGCAAGCAUCAAAAGAAUUUCUUGCUGAGUUGAAGGUCUUAACACAUGUUCAUCACUUGAACCUGGUACGUUUGAUAGGAUAUUGUGUAGAAGGAUCGUUGUUUUUGGUGUAUGAGUUUAUUGAAAAUGGCAAUUUGAGUCAACAUUUGCGUGGUUCAUUAGGGAGGCAACCAAUUCCAUGGGCUACAAGGGUACAAAUUGCCCUUGAUUCGGCUAGAGGGCUUGAAUACAUACAUGAGCACACAGUUCCCGUGUAUAUUCAUCGUGAUAUCAAGUCUCCUAACAUUUUAAUCGAUCAAAACUAUCGUGCAAAGGUUGCUGAUUUUGGGCUAGCAAAACUUACAGAAGUUGGGAGCGGCUCCUUACAAACCCGAUUAGUCGGAACAUUUGGAUACAUGCCUCCAGAAUAUGCUCAAUAUGGUGAGGUUUCUCCAAAGGUUGAUGUAUAUGCUUUUGGAGUUGUUUUAUUUGAACUAAUAUCAGCUAAAGAAGCCAUUGUCAAGGCAAAUGAAUUGUCUAGUGAGUCUAAAGGACUUGUCGGUUUGUUUGAGGAGGUCUUAAGUUUGUCUAAUCCAAAUGAAGCUCUAUGCAAACUAAUAGAUCCGAGGCUUGGAGCUGAUUACCCUAUCGAUUCUAUCCGCAAGAUAGCCCAGCUUGCUAAAGCAUGUACACACGAAAACCCUCAAUUGAGGCCGAGCAUGCGGUCGAUUGUGGUUGCACUAAUGACACUGUCAUCUUCAACCGAGGAUUGGGACGUUGGUUCUUUCUUUGAAAAUCAAGAUUUGGUUCAACUUAUGUCAGGAAGGUAGUAUAAUGUUGUUGUUAUGCCACAUAAGCAUCCAAUUCAUACGAGGUUGUGCCACAUAAGCAACUAGACAUGGUUUGAUAGAAACUAGUAUAAUUCCAUUUUCUUGUAUAUUUCUUUAACUCAAUGUAAUUAGUAGUAUAGAGUUAUACUUUAUUUUUGAACAUCAAUAAUAAAUGUGUCCAAUUGUAACAUCCCAAA